This is a messenger RNA of Aureococcus anophagefferens, 282 nucleotides long. RefSeq lists its product as hypothetical. Bases 1 to 282 code for a protein of 93 amino acids. The record is from RefSeq and is a predicted model, not a curated record. Lineage: Eukaryota; Pelagophyceae; Pelagomonadales; Pelagomonadaceae. The transcript has a single exon.
AUGCUCGAGCAGACGUCGCGGCGGCGCCUCGACACGGCGCACAACAUCGAGAAGGAGAUCGGCAAGCUCGGCGAGGUCUUCUCGCGCUUCUCGUCCCUCGUCGCCCAGCAGGCCGAGGUCGUCGAGCGCCUCGACGACGACGUCGAGGGCGCGCUCGGCGAGGUCGAGAUGGGCCACGCGGAGCUCCUCAAGGCGCAGGAGGUCCUCCGGGGCAACCGGGCGCUCUUCCUGAAGGUCUUCGCCGUGCUCAUCGCCCUCAUCGUCCUCUUCGUCCUGUUCUAA